GUUAGAAAUUUGCCGGACUUCGGAUCUCGACAAUCUUUGGUGAUAUUUUGUCGGUAGAUAUUCCCCAGCCUCGUAGGCCCUUUGUGUGUUCGGCAUGCAGCUAAUACUUUAGUCAAUAUGUCGUCAUGGAGAUACGAGUAUAUAUAUUUAUAUAUAUAUAUUGUAUGAAAACUCAAAUGUACCCGGUUAUGGAAGACAGUCCAUUUUCGCCACAAGCUCGCGACCAUCGUAGCAAUGGCGCCCGUUCGAGACCUGAGCGCAUUUCUCCCCACGCGGUCUGUCCCGCAGUUCGCCACAAAAGUCUUCGCCCGUCAAGCUGCCACAACCACCGUUGUCACAACGGGCUCCGACAGCGCCAACAGCAACAACUUAUCCGGUGGCGCCAUCGCCGGUAUCGUCAUCGGCUCCAUCGUGGGUCUUCUGUUGCUGAUAUGGAUCAUCCGGUCGUGCUUGAACCUAGGAAAGACCAAUCAAUGGGGACAGAGCUUCGGCGAGCAGGAGAAGCCUCCUAGAUCCGGCCCGCCCCCAACAUACUAUCGCCAGGAAGCCAGCCGUACUCGUCAUCACAGCAGGGGUAGGCGCUCAAGAUCCAGGCGCUCAAGGUCCAGGCACUCGCACUACGAUCGCAGCCCAAGACGCAGUGUAGAGGUGCGCCCUGUCUACGUCCAAGAACCUGUCGCACCUCAACAGGCCUAUUAUCCAAGAGAUACAAGACGUUCAUCGAGGAGGAGUAGUAGGAACUACUAUGUCUAAGACACCACUUUGGGGAAUGGAAAUAAUGGGGGUGCGAGGUUUUUUUUUUUUUCUUUUUAUCUUUUUACGAAUCGUGGAUGGUUUUUUCCACUAGUCACAACGUUGUAUGCGAAAUCUACCAUACAUCAUCCGAUCUAACGAACAUUUGGAACUAGAAUUUCGACGCAAGGGAGAUUAACCAUGGGAAUGACAUGGGCCUUGCGUUGAGUACUUAGACAUUCUGAUUUAUGAUAUGAUUAUAAAUUCGUUAGACGAUACAGUCAAUUUAUCAUUUUACAUUU
Molecule: messenger RNA, 1034 nt
Organism: Truncatella angustata
Lineage: Eukaryota; Fungi; Ascomycota; Sordariomycetes; Amphisphaeriales; Sporocadaceae
Exons: 2
Coding region: 235-753 (172 amino acids)
Source: RefSeq, a predicted model, not a curated record